AUGGCCAGGAAACCAGAAUUUUACUUCACCUCCCUCCUCUCAGCACUUGCCUGUAUUGUCUUGUUGCUAAACAACGUCUUCUGCGUAUUGGCAGACAAUGGAUCGAAGACGCCAAAUGUUCUAUUUAUCAUGUCUGAUGACCAAGACUCACACAUGAAGUCGAUGGAUUAUAUGCCACAUGUCAAGAAUCUCCUUGCAGCGAAUGGAACGACUUUCCAGAAACAUUAUUGCACCACGGCGCUCUGCUGUCCUUCACGGAUUAGCCUUUUUACCGGAAAAUGUGUCCACAACACGAACGUUACCGACGUUCGGCUUCCAUUCGGGGCGUACCCAAAAUUUGUCAGCGAAGGUCUGAAUGAUGACUAUCUUCCAUUAUGGCUGCAGGACGGUGGAAUCAACACCUACUAUGUGGGGAAGUUUUCCAAUGGCCAUAGUAUCCAUAAUUAUAGGGAUCCUGAAGUGAACGGUUGGACAGAUAGCAAUUUCCUCUUGGAACCUGGGAUGUAUGACUACGAAAAUACUACAUGGGCACGAAAGGGACAACAAUGGAAAUCAUUUCCUAACCAAAAUGCCGUGACCAUCACCGGGCAGUAUGCUCUGGAAAUGCUUAGCCAGGCAGCUAAUUCUGGAAAGCCUUUCUUUCUCACGGUAGCCCCUACCGCGCCUCACGUGGGACUUAACGCGAGCGGGAAAGGAUCAUUCUUCCCCAUUCCUCAGAAGAAGUGGGAGAAUGCCUUUGGAGAUGAGACCGUUCCUAGGGCUCCGAAUUUCAACCCGCAGAAGCCCAGCGGCGUGUCAUGGCUGCAGAACCUUCCCUAUCAAAACGAGACGCUCAUCGAACGGCUCGAUCAGCUCUAUCGUGCGCGAUUGAGAGUUAUCGCCGGCCUUGACGACAUGGUGGCUGACCUUGUCUCGGCACUUGAGAAACAUGGGAUUCUGAACAACACACAUAUUAUCUAUACCACGGACAAUGGUUAUCAUAUUGGACAACAUCGAAUGGGCCCAGGAAAGAGAACUGGCUAUGAAACCGACAUCAAUAUUCCCAUGGUCUGGAGAGGUCCUGGUGUACCAGUUAAUAAAAUCACAAAUACCGUGUCGACUCACACAGAUCUGGCACCUACCUUUCUUGACCUUUUCGGACUGCCUCGGAGGACCCAGCUGGAUGGGUCUAUCAUGCCACUGACCGAGAGCGCGAUGGAUGCGAGUGUCGGGAGUCGUGUCGAGCACGUCAACGUUGAGCAUUGGGGCGCUGCACACACAUAUGAAGUAGUAGCCCCUCACAAAAAUUUCAAUGUCGCUGGGGAACACAACAAUACCUACAAGUCGGUACGGAUCAUGGGGGAUGGUUACAACAUCUACUAUUCUGUUUGGUGUACCAACGAGCACGAGCUGUACGAUAUGACGACCGAUGGAUAUCAAAUGGACAACCUUCUCCCCAAAGUCAGAGACAUCGCUCAGGUGCCGGAUCGACAGCUACUCGGACGGCCACUUAGCAACGUUGUGGCGCGUCUGGACACUCUACUUCUGGUUCUCAAGUCCUGCCGUGGCAGCGAGUGUACUGAUCCGUGGCGCCAGCUUCAUCCUCAAGGAAAUGUUGGCAGCCUCCGAGAGGCUCUCAACCAGCAAUAUGACGAUUUUUAUGCCUCUCAGCCAAAGGUCAUGUUUUCUGCGUGUCAGGAAGGCUAUUUGAUCGAAUUCGAAGGGCCGCAGACAGCCAUGCAGUACAACGGUGGCGACUCCGGAUUGACCCGCUAA
This is a messenger RNA of Rhinocladiella mackenziei CBS 650.93, 1755 nucleotides long. RefSeq lists its product as uncharacterized. The transcript is spliced from 5 exons. Gene Ontology annotation, biological process: phenol-containing compound metabolic process. NCBI's taxonomy places the organism in Eukaryota, Fungi, Ascomycota, Eurotiomycetes, Chaetothyriales, Herpotrichiellaceae. The record is from RefSeq and is a predicted model, not a curated record. Bases 1 to 1755 code for a protein of 584 amino acids. Gene Ontology annotation, molecular function: N-acetylglucosamine-6-sulfatase activity; arylsulfatase activity; glycosaminoglycan binding.